This is a messenger RNA of Heteronotia binoei (common prickly gecko), 2288 nucleotides long. RefSeq names its product LTV1 ribosome biogenesis factor (gene LTV1). The transcript has 11 exons. Lineage: Eukaryota; Metazoa; Chordata; Lepidosauria; Squamata; Gekkonidae. Gene Ontology annotation, biological process: ribosomal small subunit export from nucleus; ribosomal small subunit biogenesis. The record is from RefSeq and is a predicted model, not a curated record. The coding region runs from base 327 to 1775 and encodes 482 amino acids. Gene Ontology annotation, cellular component: preribosome, small subunit precursor; cytosol; nucleus.
GCGCAACUAAAACAGAAGCACAGAAGGAGACUUUUUCACUUCAUGGGAAUUAAAGUUGCGCUGUCGGGUAUCUUAAAAAUAAAUCUUGUCGACAUCAGCACUCCUCAGUCGGUGUCAGUGCGAAAAAAGUAUGACCCCCCCCCCCAUUCGUCUGGUAUUACUUGGUUUCUUCCAAGAUGGCGACAGCGGAACUAAGGAAAUAGGAAAAGAAGAAUGGCAAUACGCGAGAGGAAAUGCCUUGGCGGAACCGGAAGUGUGCUCGCGAGGCCCACCGGGCGUGCUGUCUGUGUAGUUAACUUUCGGGGUCCUGGGGGGCAGAACACGUGAUGCCUCACAGACGGAAGAAACCUUUCAUAGAAAAGAAAAAGGCUGUAACAUUUCAUUUAGUACACCGAAGUCAGAAGGACCCUUUGACAGCAGAUGAAACUGCACCCCAGAGAAUUCUUUUGCCUGCGCAGGAGGGAAAUGAUGAAAAACAGAGAGAAGAACAGAGGAAAUAUGGAAUCUUCUUUGAUGAUGACUAUGAUUACUUGCAACAUCUCAAAGAAGCUUCUGGAAUGCCUGAGCUUGUUCCAUCAAGCAUGCAAAGCCAACAAGGCAGGAUUAUAGUGACGAAAGAAGGGGAGGUUGAAGAGGAAAUUCAGCACAUUCCAACUCCCACUAUAAAUUUGCCCUCAUCAGUGUUUGCAUCAGAAUUUGAAGAGGAUGUAGGACUAUUAAAUAAAGCCGCUCCUGUUUCAGGGCCCAGGUUGGAUUUUGACCCUGACAUUGUCGCUGCACUUGAUGAUGAUUUUGAUUUUGAUGAUCCAAAUAAUCUUCUCGAGGAUGACUUCAUUUUAAAUGCCAAUAAACCUGGGAGCAUAGAGCAAGAAAAGGAAGGUUAUUGGGAAUCUAAAUCUGGAGAUGAAGAUGAAUGGGAGGACAUGGAGGAAGACGAGAUGGAUGGAAAGAACAUUUGUAGUGAUGGAGAGUCUGAGGGUCCUUUGUCAGAUGACAAUGAAAUUGGAGGAGAGAUGAAAGAAUUUCUUUUCAUGCAAGAAGAGACCAAAAGCCGAUUCACAGAAUACUCCAUGACCUCCUCAGUAAUAAAAAGAAAUGAACAGUUGACUCUUCUGGAUGAGAGAUUUGAGAAGUUUUUUGAGCAAUUUGAUGAUGAUGAAAUUGGAGCAUUAGAUAAUGCAGAACUGGAAGGCUUCAUUGAAAGUGACAGUGCUCGGCUACAGGAAGUCUUGAAUGACUACUACAAAGAAAAGGCAAAAGACUGUGUGAAACUAGAUGACCUUGAAAUCGCAGAGGAUUCAGAGCUGUUCUUGAAUAAGAUAGAAAAAGCAGAUGAAGAACAAGAAGAAGUUGUAACUUUAAUUAUAGAGGAGCCUAAAGAAAAAUGGGAUUGCGAAUCCAUUUUAAGUACCUAUUCAACCUUAUAUAAUCAUCCAAAACUUAUUGAAGUUCCACAAAAGCCCAAACCAAUCAAAGUGUCCCAUAAGACUGGAAUCCUGCUGGAUGUUUUGCCUAAAAGGGGACUUACAGCUAAGCAGGUGGAGUGCAUGCAGAUGAUUAAUGACAGUGACCUGCCAAGAGUAUCCACAAAACCACGUCCCAAAAAUGAAAGUAAAGAAGAUCACAAAGCCAGAAAACAAGCUAUCAAAGAAGAACGCAAAGAACGCAGGAUAGAGAAGAAAGCAAACAAAAUAGCCUUCAAACAUGAGAAAACAAGGCAACAGAAAGAGCUGCUCAACCUGCAACAGAACAUUCAAGGAUUCAAAUUGUCAUGAUCAGAUUAAUUGUCCUUUAUUGUUAUCUCUGGAAACCCUUCUGUUCUGGCACAGAAGAAUAUCUUCAAGCAAAAUUGUUACCCAAUAUUUGGUACAAAAUAGUGUGGACUCUGCAUAAAGACAUAUUAUUUGAUUAUUCUUGUGCUGUAUGCUGCUGCAUUGUAACUCACAAUCUGGAAAACCAGAUAAUUCUAGAAGAAUCAAAAAUGCCACUAGGAAAGAAGUGAGAUAACUACUGUUUGUUAACAAUGUAACAUGUAAAAUCCUAUGAAAAUCCCAUGAUUUGUGGAUUAUCACUCCUGAAAAGAGGAAGUCAUAUGCUGAUUUACAGUGUGAUCCUGUGUGGAAUCAGUAUAAACCCUUUUGGUUUUAACUGGGCUUCGAUUGGAAUUGCACAACCUCAUAAUUUGUCUAUAGUAAAGAUACAUACUUAAAAGUUAUUUAUCUAAUAUUGUAAAUGGCCAAAGUGUUCAAAGAUGUUUUCGUAUAAGUAAAAUUGAGUAAGAAAAAUCA